UCCGAUUUUUUCCGGAAAAAAAGGCCGGACGUGACGUCACCGCGGUUCCGCAGUGGUUUUUUUCCCCACAGCAAAAUGGCGUCUGUGACAACAGCCACGUCUGAGUGGAUCCAGUUCUUUAAAGAUGCAGGGAUCCCCCCGGGUAUGGCUGCCACCUACGCCAUUUCGUUUGUAGACAACAGAAUUCAGAAAACCAUGCUGAUGGACCUCAGUAAAGACAUCAUGAUGGACUUGGGGAUCACGGUCAUCGGGGACAUCAUUGCCAUUCUCAAACACGCCAAGCACGUGUACAGACAGGACAUGUGCAAAAUGGCAACUGAAGCUAUUUCCUCUGGCCAGACCAGCGUUCAGGCUGAGCUGAGGCGUACAGCCAAUACCCCCGCCACCCGGAUGAUCGCCAACGCCUUGAGUCGGGACUCCCCACCGAGCACGCCUGCGCGUCGCCCUGACAACCGUCUCUCUGUGACCAUCUCCAACAAGAGCUCCAAAAUAGUUGCCAGUCAGCCUUCAGCUGAGGCGAACGGAGUACCUGUGAAACGGCGGCGAGUGACUUCUGAGAUGGAAGGGAAGUACAAGAUCAACAUGCCAAAAGGAUCCACCGCCCGAAGCCGACGCAUUCUGGCCCAGCAGGCUAAGAAAGUUACAACCAAGAGUUUGAAUCGUACUUCUGUGUUUGAGAGACUGGGCUCAGAAUCUAAGACAGACACAGCAACGGCAAAUCAGGUGAAGCAGGUAACAGGUGUGUUCAGCCGUCUGGGCAAAGUGGACGAAGAUGACGAUGCAGAGAGGGACAUGGUAGACGGGGCCACUGCUAACGAAGAUGAGGACAGCGAUGGCGAGGGCUCUGUGCUUCAGUAUGCUGGCGUCCUUAAACGCCCCCUACAGCCUUCCAAAAAAGAGCCUGUCGCGCAAAAAGCUAAACCAGUCACUCUGUAUCGCCUAAGCAACAAAUCUAAACUCCCUAUGUCAGAAAGCACUCCUUCUACUGUCCCCUCCUCUACAUCAUCCAGCCAGGAGGGGGCGCCCAAACGGAGAAUACUGCGGAGGUUGGGUAAAGCUCCCACAGCCAACCCUGUCCCUGCAUCCUCUACCAGCUUACGAUCUAACCAAUCAACAGAGACUCAGGAUAGUCAGGUGACCAGCAGCAGGAGCAAGGCGAGCUUUGCUCUUGCUAGCCCUAAAGUCAGCAGCAGCACAGGGACAGGCAGGGACUCACACGGGGCUCAGAUGGACGCUACCACAGUUAGCGUAUUCAAAAGACUCGGUGCCAAGAACAUCUAAUACAAACAAACCUCCUCAACACUCCUUUCUUAUGGAUUCCUUAUCUCCAAAUAUCCCACAUUCAGGGUUAAGGAUUAGAGUAGUAGAAUACAUGCCCCUAUGGUGCAUAUAGGAAUGAUCACAUGCACAGUAACAUUCUGCAAACUCUUUAAAUACUUUUCACACAUCUCCCUAUAUAGAUAUAUACAUCUAAAAUACCUACACUUUCUGGUUUCUAUGGCAGGUUUGUACUGCAAGGCAGUUAGGUAUUUGCUGAUAUCCUCUAAACACAUUUAGCAAUAUGAUGGCUUUAUAUUUGAGAUUUUUAUGGGCAUCUUUACACAUUUAGCAGCAGCGUAUUUGAAAAUUCAGACAGAAUUUCAGGUGUUUUGUUUCAUAGUGUACAGAAAUUGCAUUGCUCUGAGAAGGAAACAUGAUUUCUCCAAAAACAAGGUAAUUGGGAAGGCCUUGUAUUUUAUACUGCUGGAUAUUGUGUGUGCUGAAGAUUCACAUCAAGCAUUUCACAUCAACAUGCAUUGCUUGUAAAAAAAAGACAAGACCAAUGUCCCUUCUUCUUACUUAGGUGUCCACCAGCUUGCCCUUUUUCAUACUGUGUAGAUGUUAAAGACUUGUAAUAUGUUGUAAAGACAUGCACACCGUACCUCUAGUUACUGUCAAAACACUCCCUGACCUCAGUUUUCCUUCUUCUGAGUUAAGCCAUGUUUAGUGUUACCUAGAUGUAAUGAGUGAGCAAAGUGUCAUCUCUCCCUGCUGGGAAAUAGGAUGAUGUUGCUAUGCAACACACAUGGUGAUGGACCCUAGAGUGAUGUUGUUUUUCACCUCUAUUCGAGGCCACCAUUAAAAUAAUACUAAUAAGCAACUUGUGGGUUUGAAUUACACCAGCAGGUGCUGACCACAUUGUUGUCCCCUGUAAUUAACAUUUCUUUACCUGGCCUCUGACAUCGAGUCAGCCAAUUUUUUAUAUAUUAAUAAUUAUUUUAUGUUUAAGUUUUGUCUUUACAGGUUUUAAAUGGGGAAAAGAUGAAGUUUUAUUUUAUAAAAUGGUUGUAUUUGCAAGUGAGUGACCAUAAACUGGAAAAAAAAAGCUUGCUGUCUGCUUUAAGUCUUUCAAUUCAAAUGUGGUUACAUUUUUUUAAAAUAUGCCUCGUGGACUUUUCU
Messenger RNA from Tachysurus vachellii, 2439 nucleotides. It is a transcript of the gene c9h19orf47, whose product is annotated as chromosome 9 C19orf47 homolog. The transcript is spliced from 8 exons. Lineage: Eukaryota; Metazoa; Chordata; Actinopteri; Siluriformes; Bagridae. Gene Ontology annotation, cellular component: nucleus. The coding region runs from base 76 to 1281 and encodes 401 amino acids. The record is from RefSeq and is a predicted model, not a curated record.